Molecule: messenger RNA, 1227 nt
Organism: Sorghum bicolor (sorghum)
Lineage: Eukaryota; Viridiplantae; Streptophyta; Magnoliopsida; Poales; Poaceae
Exons: 3
Coding region: 476-931 (151 amino acids)
Source: RefSeq, a predicted model, not a curated record
CGUUCGAAACGUUCACAACAACUCCCGUAGCCAGCGGCCAAAACUUUCACAGCGACUCGCCGUAGCCGCCGCCGCCGUCGUUUCUCGUACGAGUCCUCCCUCUCCAAGUUCUCCUCCACCCUCGCCAACCCUCCGAACACGCCCGCCGCCGCGCCCACCGCCAGCUCUGUCCCCAUCCCCAUCUUGUUCUUCUUCUUCCCGCCGGCACCAACGGCGCCGGUUCCGUACCCGGCGGUGGCAGCGAGCUCUCCUCCCUUUCGCCUUCCAGCUCUCACCCGGCCGCCACCGCUCCAACGCUCCCUUUCGCCACCGCUCCACCAACCAAGCCGUCGUGCGCCGUGCAGGGGGCACCAACCUGGACGCUGGAACCCUAGGUUCCGCUCCAAGGGUGGACGCCGAAUCAUGGCUGGCCAUCUCAAGCAAAGUGAGCUUCCCAAGUCAGUCUGCUUCGUGACGCAAAAGGUACUAGAUCGAGAUGGGCAAAGCUUCUUUGCGACCUCUAUGCUGCCUCCAUCACAGAGGCCCUCCCGCCGUCCCCUCCUUCCGCUCUGCCGCCAUGGUUCUGCUGCUCCUCGCCUUCGCCCCAUGGGGCCGCGUCCCCUGCCCCACCAUGCUGCACGCCGCCGCCGGCCCAACGACGUGCCAGUGUGCCACCACCACCCCGCACAACUCGCGUGUUGCCUGCCCCGCCCUGUCCUACUCCGUGCCGCCAUGGGUGUGGGUUGCUGUGCUGCUGCGAGAUCUUUCCGGGAGGUGGCGAUCGUUGCUCCUCACAUCAAGGGCAUUGCCGGCAUACCUUGGUUACAGGUACUUCUAUAUGUCAGCUUUGGAGCUGUGUUGCCCUGGUCCAUGGAAUUGCCAUCGACCAGAUCGGGGAGGGGGAACAACAAAGAUGGAGGCUUUAGCAAACAUCAAUGUGAGCUUACAGUAAGAGGGCUCCUGAUUCGAUGGGCCCUAGGAGGGAUGUAAACAGCUGCUAGCGAGAUCAAAACUGCCACACAAGUGCAGGAGAAAGGGAGGGUGGCCGUAACAUAUGGCUUCUGGAGGAGGGCGACAUCAGUAGUUUGAGAAGCUAAGCUCCCAGAAUGUAUGUUUGUGAUUGCAAGAUCAAAGCAAAAACUUGAGUGGAAGCAUGGCAAGCACCAUGCAUGCUACAGAUUUGCAAAGCUGCUUUUUUUUCUUGCUUGCUUGAAAAAUGGCAAAAUAUAUAAAUAGCUUCUGAAAAUA